GGAAUCGUCUUACUUGAAUCCAAUACAUUAAUAAAAAUUUUGUUAGUUAGUUGAUAUUACUUUUUCCGUUUACUUAUAUAUGAAGAAGAAGAUGAAGAAGAAUAAAAAAAAAAGGGGGAACCUUUAGGCUUGACUAUAUUUAGGAGUUUAUGGAAAAAGAGGAAGAUCACGACUUUUUAUUCAUAUUUGGCCACUUAAAAAAAAAAAAAAAAGGAGAAAGGGUAAAGUUGGAAACUCAACGCGGGAAAGAAAUAAAGAAUCGGUGUUCCCCCAAUUUUCUCUUUCUUUUUAUUCCUUUUUCUUUCUUUUUUUCCCACUCUUCUUUUUUUUUUCUUUUUUCUUCUUCUUUUUGUUAGUAUUAUUUCAAAAUGACUGGUACUAUGACUGAUGUGGAAAUUGAACAACUCCGUGAGUGUUAUGAUUCUUAUACUCACGGUCAUGGGAUGAAUGCUUCUACAUUGGCUGAAAUUUAUCGUAAAGCCAAAGUACCUGUAACUCAAGAAGAAUUGGAUCGUCAGAUUGCCGCUUCAAGUUCAAAGGGAAAUGGAAAAUUAGAUUUUGAUGAUUUCUUGACUGUAAUGAGUCGUCAAUAUGAAACUAAUGCUGAAGAAGGUGCUUCUAAAGUGUUCCACAUGUUGGAUACUGAUAAUGAUGGUUUGAUUACUUCUCAAGAUUUGGAACGUGCCAUAGUGGAAUUUGGUGAAACUGUAACCCCAGAUGAAUUAAAAGAAAUGAUUUUAUCAGCUGAUGUUGACGGUGAUGGUAUGAUCAACUAUGAAGAAUUCCUCAAAGUCAUGACGCCUUCCAAGAUGAUUGUGCCUUUUGUCUGA
Molecule: messenger RNA, 830 nt
Organism: Halteromyces radiatus
Lineage: Eukaryota; Fungi; Mucoromycota; Mucoromycetes; Mucorales; Cunninghamellaceae
Exons: 7
Coding region: 369-830 (153 amino acids)
Molecular function (GO): calcium ion binding
Source: RefSeq, a predicted model, not a curated record